AUGGCGGACACAGUACCCAACACCGCUCCUAUGCGGGAGGUACAAAUUGAGGCGCUCGUGGUGAUGCGCGUGAUCAAGCACAGCACUUCCGCCUUCCCAACACCAGCAACUGGAUGUCUACUAGGAAUGGACAUGGCCGCCAGCAGUGGCACGCAACUCCAGAUCACCAACUGCUUUCCUUUCCCGGCCGCAGCCCCAGACCAGCCAUCGACACAACAAGAUACCGGCUACUACCAGCAACCCACGGAUGCCGCAACAUUAGCAGCCGGUGCACCCAGAGCGAAGAGCAACGUCAACUACCAGAAUGAGAUGAUCAAGUACCUUCGCGAGGUUAACGUCGAUGCGCAGAGCGUGGGAUGGUACAUCAGCACGAGCAUGGGCAAUUUUGUGAAUCUGAACUUCAUCGAAAACCAGUUCUUCUACCAGAAGGCUGCGGACGAGAAGACUGUGGCGUUGGUGUUCGACGUGAGCAGAAGCUCGGCGGGUAGCUUGAGCUUGAAGGCGUACAGAUUGAGCCCAAGCUUUAUGGCCAGCUAUCGCGAGGGCAAGUUCAACACCGAGAACCUGCAAAAGUCGAACCUCCGCUACCAGGACAUCCUCGUCGAAAUCCCUAUCCAGAUCCACAACUCACACCUGCUCACAUCCUUCUUGCACGAUCUACCACAAGCCCCGCCAAAGCAGACCGCACUGGACUUCCCUUCGUCACUCGCAGACCUCUCCCACGACCCCAACGUCUCAUCAAACCCGUUAGCACCGAACCUCGACCACCUGGAUCUUAGCAUUGACCCCUUCAUGGAAAAGACUUGCGAUCUCCUGCUUGAUAGCAUCGAGGCCCACCAGACAGAGCAGAACAACGCGCAGUAUUAUCAGAGGUCCCUCGCACGAGAGCAGGCAAAGAUUACGGCGUGGCAGGCGAAACGAAAGCAGGAGAACCAGCUCCGGCAGCAACAGAAGCAACCCUUACUGGACGAGAAUGAGUGGCAGAAGCUGUUCAAGCUGCCGCAGGAGCCCUCGAAGCUAGAGAGUCUGCUGAUCGGAAGACAGGUGGAGCAGUAUGCAAGGCAGGUUGAUGGGUUCUCGGCAGUGGUUUCUGGGAAGAUGUUCGGUGCGAGAGGGAACCUUCUGCCGGGCGAGGCGCAAUGA
Molecule: messenger RNA, 1143 nt
Organism: Saxophila tyrrhenica
Lineage: Eukaryota; Fungi; Ascomycota; Dothideomycetes; Mycosphaerellales; Extremaceae
Exons: 2
Coding region: 1-1143 (380 amino acids)
Cellular component (GO): cytoplasm; cytosol; eukaryotic 43S preinitiation complex
Molecular function (GO): translation initiation factor activity; protein binding; metallopeptidase activity
Source: RefSeq, a predicted model, not a curated record